Messenger RNA from Bufo bufo (common toad), 1590 nucleotides. It is a transcript of the gene OSER1, whose product is annotated as oxidative stress responsive serine rich 1. Gene Ontology annotation, biological process: cellular response to hydrogen peroxide. The transcript is spliced from 4 exons. NCBI's taxonomy places the organism in Eukaryota, Metazoa, Chordata, Amphibia, Anura, Bufonidae. The record is from RefSeq and is a predicted model, not a curated record. The coding region runs from base 177 to 1034 and encodes 285 amino acids.
GACGUCACCGGCAGCAGGGUUGCAGAGUCACCGCCGGGUGUUGUGCGCAAACAAGGAGUCUCGGUGCGCAGCGCUCGCCUCACGGCCGCCAGAAGGAGCUUGGACAGGGAGAGGGAACGGGCCUUCAUGAUCUCGGCUGCAGUCCUGGCCUUCACAUCUGCCUGCGAGAGUCAGUGAUGGAGUCAGAAGUCAAAGACGGCGACGAGGACAACCUUCAGAGCGCCUUCAAAAAGCUGCGUGUUGAUUCGGAAGCAUGUGCAGGAUCAUUGGGUGGCGCCGACAGCUCUAAUUCAAGACCAUGUGGGAGAGCGGCCCUUGAGGAUGCCAAACCAAAAGUGUUGGGUUCUCUAAAGGACAGCUGGCAUGGAUCAUCAAGAAAAACCACACGAGGAGCUGGAAGAACACCAAGAAGACGUCGCUCUAAAUCCCCAGUUCUUCACCCCCCAAAGUUUACACACUGCAGCACAAAGACAACGUGCAGCUCUCUGCUAAAGCACAAGAGCCAUUGCGAUGCCGCGGAAGGAGGGGCCACAGCCGUCAGCGACCCCUCCAGCACUACCGCCAUUGGCUACAAGAGAUUUGGCCUUGAACCGUCAGGGGUGUCUGCAUCAGAGACUACUUCCCAAAUGGGCAAGACAGAUUCUUCUAUUCCUCUGGAGCCCAGUGGAAAAACAAAGACCAGCCUCCCUUCAGAUUUCCACUCUGUCUCUAAGCUUGGCACGGCCGCGAAAUGUACUUGCAACGGUAGCGAUUGCCAGUGCGACAACUGGCAAAACAUGGAAGUGUAUUCUUUUUCUGGCUUGCGGGACAUGCUUACAGAAUGCGAGAAGACGGUGAAGGAGGACUACUCUCAGUCUUUACAAAACAGAACUCAAACGGCAGGCAACAGCUCCUCCGGAUCUCCGCGCUCCUGCUCGGAACAGGCCAGAGCGUCUGUUGAUGAUGUCACCAUCGAAGACCUGGCCGGAUACAUGGAAUACUACCUGUAUAUUCCAAAGAAGAUGUCGCACAUGGCCGAGAUGAUGUACACCUGACGUCGGACCUUGAGGCAUGGGUAAAAGUAACCGCAUGUAGAUCAUCCCUGAACGGUCUUAUCUCUGACCCCGUCAUCCGCCACCUGCCACCAUUUUGUGUAAAGUAAACGCCAUCAUUGCAUUAUGCACAUGUUUUGAUGAAGUCUUAAAGCCCCAAUAAAAUUACCAGCAAUCAUGCCGCUUAACUGAUAUGGGUGGUAGCUGUGUUGUGAUGCCACCUUCCAUGUCAUUGGUAGCUAAGGUGGGGGGGGGGGGGUGGUAUUUCCAGCACAUUCUCAAAUUCAUAAAAUAGGGUCGGGAGGAAUCAUUUUUUUUGUUUCAUGCAGUAUCUCUGGAAAUCCUUCUGUUCAUUGCAGUGUUAUAUGAAUGUUGGUCCUGGUAGGUAACCAUUUUGUGUGUCUAACAAUAGAGGAAGUGAGAACAGCUUCUGUUUAAAGCAAGGUAGAGCAUUGCCCCCAUUGCAGUGAUCCUUUAAGCAGAUGUGUUGAAAUGUUCUUGAGCUUGAAGCUAAGGCUCAGUAGAUUAAUGUUGGAUAAUAAAACAUGCAUUGAAAUGA